This is a messenger RNA of Effrenium voratum, 6842 nucleotides long. NCBI's taxonomy places the organism in Eukaryota, Dinophyceae, Suessiales, Symbiodiniaceae. The record is from the annotation of a GenBank genome assembly.
CUUUUGCGCCUCACUUUGUCCGAUUGAUUCCAUGCGGCGUUGCAAGAGGCAGUGAGAUGCACCGCUACCAGCAGCCGCAGGCCCCCAGCCGGCGGCCAGGACGGCUGCCCGUGGCCGUCAAGCGGGAGGCUGCGGAGGCAAAAUCCACGCGGCUGCGAGUGUUCACAGAAGCGGAGAAGGAUGAGAUCGGUAUCGCCACGUUGUUGGGCGAGUAUACAGAGCUCGGAAUGAACCAUGGGAGGCCAACUUUUCAGAAGGUUGAGAAUGCGGGCUCCGAGGUGAAUGUCUUCGUGUAUUAUUGGGACACGAGAGAUGGGCCUGAGUUCUCGGGCUGGUGGUUUGGAGACAAAGUUGGAGGCACACAAGUUUGGUCUCGCGCCAUGGACAGUGGCAAGGCCCCUCCGAGAAAAGGUUGGAGAGUUCCAUGGGAUGGCGAUGAGCAGCAAGGUUUGCUCUUGGUGGAGGUCAUGGACACCACGGCGGCCAUGGCGCAGCCAGUGUCCGCGUCCAAUGGGCCAAGACACGCUUCGCUGCUGAAGCAAGAGCCGGAUCCGGACCAACGUGUCAUGGCCGAGCGAGUCAAGCUCGCGAUGGAGCGAAUUGUCGCUGCAGAGGCAGAGGUUGAGCAGGCCAUAACCAGCACGAAGGAGACGCUCAGUGGAGAGGAGUUGGAUGAAAGUAGCCUCUUGGAAACUGACUCUAUCCUCCGGACGCAGCUGGACAACGUGCAGUCGGAGCAAAAACACCUGGCCAAGGAGCUCGCAGAGGGUCGAGCUGCAGGUGGCACUCAAACCAGCCUGGGUGAUCUUGCACGCUUGGCGCCGCGAGUCCGGCAGCUUGCCGUAUCCGUAGGCAGCCAGCUGACCCACGUGCAGGCAGCUCUCACGAAGGUACGUCAGCAGGCGAUGCUUGCGAAGCAAAAGGCUUCUGCUGCUGAAGUUGCCGCAGAGAGAGAACAGAAAGAUGCAGCGUCGCUGCAGGCUAUCUUGCCGGAGGCUAUGGACAUUGUGACUGCGGCAGAAGACGCAGUCGAGACCGUGGCUAUCUUGGCAGCUGCCGUGAGCGUGGAUGAGACCGACACCAGUGAGACACACAAGGCGAAAGCCAUACAGGACAUUGAGAAGUGCGCGAGCAAAGCUCAAGGCGACUUGUUGGAGGCCAAGAAACUGGUCAACGGCCAUAUGGCCGCGUGCAAGAAGUACGCCCCGGAGGCGCAGAAGGUGGCCAUUCAAGAGUUUGCCGCCUUAGAAAAGCGCCUGAACGAAGCUGCAAAAAGGCUUACUCCGCUGAAGCGCUUUCGGCAGGAGCACGAGCAAAAGGCGGCCGCCAGAAAGGCACUCAUGGAAAUCUCUCAGAAACUCAGCAGUGCUGAGCUUGAGAUCGAGAAGGCCCACAUCAUGACGUCCACAGACUCGCAGAUGGAGCAGGAUGACAUCACCUCCACCGCGCAGCUUUUGGGUCCAGCUGAGGAAGACCUGAAAAAUGCCAAGCUGCUCAUCGCGAAGCGCCUAAACGCCACUUCCAAGGAUGACCUGGAGGAGCUCCACCAGCGGGUUGCCGAUGCCAGUGCAAAGCUCACGACGAUUCGCCAAGUGCUCGCACGCCAAGAGGAGGCUCUUGCAGUGGAGAGGGCGCUGAGUGAGGUUCACGAGAAGAUCGAGCAAGCUGAGGAGGCUUACCUUGCAACUUCUGAAGCAGAAAUGCCGUUCUUGAAAGGACUCGAGGUGUUGCCUAUUCAGGAGGGCAUGCAAGCUGUCGCCCAGUGCGAGGCUGCGUGCGAGCGCUGUGAAGGUGCCCUGGACGUGGCUAGGAAGUUCCUCAACAAGGUAGAGACGGAGUCCAAGACAAAAUGGUCCAAGGAGGGCCAGAAGCAUUUAGCAGCUGAGCUGAAGAAGUGCAGAGACAGAGGUGAAGAAACUCACCAGAAGCUUAGAAUCUUCAAGAAAGAAACUCGGCAGCGAAAAGCGAAAGCAAUGCUUCAAGAAGUGAGCGAAAAAGUCGCUGAAGCUGAGAAUCAAAGCCAAGCUUUGGCUGAGGUCGUGAAAGUGUUGAGUGCCGAGCUUGACAAGGUCACUGUGGAAGCGUUGAAGCUAGCGAUUGACCAGUCUAUCGCAGCUGAGAAGGAAGCCGUGCGGACUUACAAUGCGGCCCGCGAAGUGAUGUCGGCAAAGCAGAAAGAAGUCAAGGAUCCCCCGCUGCUGAUGGAGCUCACAAAGCUGCAGAAGAAGCUGGCUUCUGCACAUCAGGAAAUGGUGAAGAGCAGGCAAAUUGCGAAGGGCGGAGAGCAGCUGAUCAAGGACAAGAAGGUCGUUCUUGAAGAAGAACGGAAAGUUGGUCUGAUGGAGACAUUAGUAGAGAAGGCGGAGAAGAUGAUGCCUGCGGAAGACCAAGAUGUGAAGAAGGAGGAGUUGAUCCAGAUCGACUCAGCAAUCAAAUCUGCCAAUGCGGCAGUACAUGCCAGCCAGAGAUCUCUUGAUAAACAUUUGGCAGGUGACACUUCUGCAAAGGCAUGUCUGAGCAAGCUCGUGUCGCGGGUCAAAGAAGCCGCGACGAAGAUGGAGAAGAUAAAGAAGACCACCAAGACUCAGCGGGAGAAAGCCUCGGCGGAGGUCAUCGUGAAGGCAGCAGAGCAACACGUGGAAGCAGUGGAGGCAGCACUUCAAAAAGUGGCGGAGGCCGAGCUGCCAUUCCUGAAGGGCAUCGAGGUGAUUCCUCUAUCGGAAGCCUCCUCUGCCAUCGCAGAGUGCGAGCAAGCUGCUAAGCAAGUCCAAGAGGCCUUGGAGAGAGCCAAGUCCCUGAUAGCGACAAAGACCAUCGAAGCCAAGAAGUUUGCCGAGGUGGCUUCAAAGCCUUGCCUGGAGAGAUUGGCGCUUCAAGUGGAGCGGAUCAAUGCGGCUGCCGCCAAGCUGUCGCAGUUCCGCAAGGACACAGAGAGCCACAAGCGCACCUCCCAGAUGCACGAGGCAGCAGAGAUGCUGAAGAAGGCCGAGGAGGAGGUGGAGAAGACCAUUGAGGCGGGUGCACCGCUGGACACCGAGGACUUGAGCAUUACGCCGGAGGCGGCCACAGAGGUUUGCGCCAAGCUGGGGCAUUUGGAGAAGGCAGCCAACAAAACAGUGACCGAAGCCUUGGUCUUCCUGGCGGAGAGACGGAAGGACGUCAAAGGCACUCCCAAAGAAGUCGAAUUGGAGAAGAUGCAAGCUCAGCUUAUCAAGAUAAAGGCAAAGCUGCAGACUGCGAAGAAGAAUGCGUCUCAGCAGGAGCAGCGCUUUGUGGCGAGGAAGUUGGCGGCAGAGGCCGCGCAGCGCGGCGAGGAGGUCGAGGAGGAGCUGAAGAAGGUCCAGGCCGCAGCAGAGCCGCUGCAGCAGAGUUCUGGAUUCCUGGUGCAGUCCAACGUGCAGCGACUCGCGGCAGUCGUUCAGGAGCUGAAGGCGAAAGAUGAGCUCAAGCAGGCCGGCAAAGACAUGACGCUGGGAGCUUUUCGGGCGUUUGUCGCGAGACUUGCGGAGGAACAUAACUCAGAGGACAGUGUGUUUUCGGAGGCCGAAGUGGAGGCCAUGUUCCAUCAUCUGGAUGCUGACAACAGCGGCGACUUAAGCGAAAGCGAGUUCCAGGGCAUCUUUGCGGAGCAGUUUGCCUGCGUGCAGCCCAUCUCCAUGACGGAGAGCUUCUCCAUCACGGAUGGGAAGAGCGUGGCCAAGCUGGAGGUGGGGUCCGUGGUGGAGGCGCUGGGAAUGCCGCAGUUUGAUGAACACCAGAAGCUGACUCGUCUACACUGCCGCCUCGCUGACGACAUGAAAGAAGGGUGGGUGACAAUGAAGGGCAAUCAAGGUAAAGUCUUCCUGGAUCGCCUUUCACCCCACAACACCAGCUUGAAGGCCUUUGAGAGGAUGCGCCAGGCAUCUUGCAAGGUUGUUGGCAAGGCCUUGGGCUAUCUGAACAGCACACGAAAGACCCUGGCGGAUUGCGACCGUGGUCCAUUGGUAGAGGCUAGAACGAAGAUGGACGAGCUGAGAGCGAAGGUGGUGGCCUCUCAGCAGAAGCUGGAUGAAAUAAAGAAGAAGGUUGAGGAAGCAGCAAAGGAGUACAGUAAGCGUGAGGCGGCUGAGCGUCAAGCGCGCAGCAAUGCUCGCACUCGCCGUUUGCUGGACUCCAUCUCCAAGGAGAUCGAUGAGAAAUGCGAGAACCUCCGGCAAGAGGCAAAGCGGAUCAGAGAGGUCAUCGACCCCUUGAAUAGCACCGCAGACUUGGAGGCAGUGGCCACGCCCAGCUCCAUUCUCAGAGACGGCGAGCAAAUGUCCGCGAAGCUGGCGGACGAGAUGGCUGCAGUCAGGAAAUUCAUUGAAGAGCACGAAGCUCCGAAGAGCGCAGAAGGAUGUGCAACUCAGAUCAAGCAGUUGCUUGCCAGCGCUGUUUCCAAGUUGGACGCGCUCGGAAAGCUGAACGCCCAGCACAUGAAGGUGGCGCGGAGCUCUGCGCUGAAGGUCGGGCAAGCCGCCCUCCGCAAGGCCCAGCAGGCCAUGCGGACAGAGGCGCUCCGGCGAGAGCUGGGCGUGGAGGCCCUGUUUGAUGAGAUGGCUGGCGAAGGCGAGGUGGCCAGAUCUGCAAUGCAGAGGCGUCUGGAGUCACUGGAGUUGUCCCUCUCCUCGGAGCAGGUGGCUUUGCUGCUGGACACCAUCAUGGAGAGCAGCUCUGAGGAUGCGGUCAUCUCAAGAUGGCGCUUUCUUCGGAACUUCCAGCAAUUUUAUGAGUGCCAGAAGAACAUCGCUUUGACCACCGACUUUGUAAUUUCCAACUGCAAGCCAAAGCGAUCGCUGAAUGCGUCGGAGGUUGUCGAGGUCUUGGAAGGUCCACAGCGCGAUGAGAAGCUCGGCAUCGAGCGGAUACGCGGCCGAGCUAUGCGGGAUAAUCUGGAGGGAUGGGUGAGCAUCAGCGGCAACCAGGGCACGGCCUUUCUGAAGGAGCGGCCCAAGCCUUUUGUCGUUUGCCUCAUCGAUCUCCCUUUGGAGAAGGACUUCCUGAGUUCUGGAGAGCCACCAAUUAGGUUGCUCAAGGCUGACGAAGUGCUGGAACAUCUUGAGGGCCCUCGGUCGGACACCAGCGAAGCUUUAAUGCGCGCUCGCUGCAAGGCCUUGUCUGAUGAUGCCACUGGCUGGAUCACACUGACGAGCCAGCAGCAGGUGACUGCUGAGAAGGGCCACCAGAAGUUUUUCAGCUGCAAGAACGGUGUGGCUAUCACUGAUGGCCCCAACAUCAAAGCUUGCAAGGUCUUCCGAAAGCUGGAAGCUGGUGAAGUCAUCCGGCUUUUGGAAGGGCCCGAGGUGGACAAGGACUCUGGGGUCACCCGCAUCAAGGCAGCGUGCCUCAAGGAUGGCCUGGAGGGCUGGGUGACGACGCUUGGCAACGCAGGGACGCUGUACGCAGAGGAGCAGACGCAGUAUUACACUGUGCUUUGCGAGGCGCCGCUCCAGAAAGCCAAGCACAGCACCUCCGAGACUGUGCGGGCGCUUCGCCGGGACGAGGCCAUCGAGGUGCUCGAGGGUCCUGUGGAGUUCACGCCGGAGAUCACGGAACGGCUGAAGGCCCGAGCGGUCAAUGACGGGGCAAUGGGCUGGGUGACAGCCACCACCAAAAGGCUGAAGCGUUGGUAUCCUACGUACAUGUGCAAGCAGAGCACUGUCCUUCAAGACACCUUGGCUACCAAGAGUGCCAAUCUGGUUCGCAGAGUAGAAGAGGGCGAGGUUCUGGAGGUUCUGGAUGGGCCCAAGGAGGAUGCAGAAGCCGGACUCCUGAGAGUCCGCGCCAAAGCUCGCAAAGAUCAAGCGAUAGGCUGGAUCACCCUCCGAGGGAACCAGGGCACACUCUUUCUGGCUCAGUGGACGGCACGAGACGAGCAGCUGGCAAAGCAGCCCAAAGAGCAGAAGGAGAAGGAGCAGAAGGAAGAGAAGGAAGAGAAGAAGGUAGCCACAAGCAAGGCCGUUGCUGAAGAAAGAGGGCUGGGCAAGACUGGUGUGUGGUUGAGCGAUGCUCCAAUGAUUCACAGAACUGAAGGCUUAGUCUUUGCUGAAGCCGUGCGUGUAGAUUCAGCAGAUGAGACAGGAUGAGGACAGUUGCUGACAGGGCAAGCAGGCCGUUGCUGAAGAAAGAGGUUGCCGAAAGGUGGAUUGACCGCACUUUGCAAGUUGCUGUUGCCAGGGCUGGGCAAGACUGGUGUGUGGUUGGGCGAUGCUCCAAUGAUUUACAGAACUGAAGGCUUAGUCUUUGCUGAAGCCGUGCGUGUAGAUUCAGCAGAUGAGACAGGAUGAGGACAGUUGCUGACAGGGCAAGCAGGCCAUUGCUGAAGAAAGAGGUUGCCGAAAGGUGGAUUGACCGCACUUUGCAAGUUGCUGUUGCCAGGGCUGGGCAAGACUGGUGUGUGGUUGGGCGAUGCUCCAAUGAUUUACAGAACUGAAGGCUUAGUCUUUGCUGAAGCCGUGCGUGUAGAUUCAGCAGAUGAGACAGGAUGAGGACAGUUGCUGACAGGGCAAGCAGGCCGUUGCUGAAGAAAGAGGUUGCCGAAAGGUGGAUUGACUGCACUUUGCAAGUUGCUGUUGCCAGGGCUGGGCAAGACUGGUGUGUGGUUGGGCGAUGCUCCAAUGAUUUACAGAACUGAAGGCUUAGUCUUUGCUGAAGCCGUGCGUGUAGAUUCAGCAGAUGAGACAGGAUGAGGACAGUUGCUGACAGGGCAAGCAGGCCGUUGCUGAAGAAAGAGGUUGCCGAAAGGUGGAUUGACCGCACUUUGCAAGUUGCUGUUGCCGGGGCUGGGCAAGACUGGUGUGUGGUUGGGCGAUGCUCCAAUGAUU